AUGCCCCCUCCCAGGGUGCACUUCCAGGACUCAGCUCCUGGACAGGGACAGUCAGUCAUCAGGAAUAAGGUGGUUGAGGAGUGGGCCCAGGGCACCUUCAAACUCAACCCCAAUGCUGAGAACAUCCACACAGCCAACAAGCACCACCUGAAGGUGGUCACGGACCUCAGGUUGUGGAUGUGGCAGACCUGCUUCACGCUCUCGGGCCUCCUCUGGGAGCUCAUGAGGGCUAUGGUGGAUUGGGCAGAGGUGUUCCUGCUCCAGCGCGACUCCUGGUCUGGCGCCAGGUGCUGGCCCCGGGGGUUUCAAUCCAAGCAUAAUUCAGUGAAGCAUGUGUUUGGCAGUGGGACCCAGCUCACUGUUUUAGGUCAGCCCAAGACUACCCCGUCGGUCAUUCUGUUCCUGCCGUCCUGUGAGGAGCCCCAAGCCAACAAGGCCACACUGGUGUGUCUCAUGAAUAACUUUACGGGAAUCUUCAUGGUGACCUGGAAGGCAGAUGGUACCCCCAUCACCCAGAGCGUGGAGAAGACCACGCCCUCCAAACAGAGCAACAGCAAGUACGUGGCCAGCAGCUACCUGAGCCUGACGCCCGAGCAGUGGAGGUCCCGCAGAAGCUACAGCUGCCAGGUUAUGCAUGAAGGGAGCACCGUGGAGAAGUCAGUGGCCCCUGCAGAAUGUUCAUAGGUUCCCAGCCCCCACCCCACCCACAGGGGCCUGGAGCUGCAGGAUCCCAGGGGAGGGGUCUCUCUCUGCAUCCCAAGCCAUUCAGCCCUUCUCCCUGUACCUAGUAAACCCUCAAUAAAUAUCUUUGUCAGCCAGAAA
Messenger RNA from Pan troglodytes (chimpanzee), 822 nucleotides. RefSeq names its product immunoglobulin lambda-like polypeptide 1. The record is from RefSeq and is a predicted model, not a curated record. Lineage: Eukaryota; Metazoa; Chordata; Mammalia; Primates; Hominidae.